Galeopterus variegatus (Sunda flying lemur) is the source of this 3049-nucleotide messenger RNA. It is a transcript of the gene ZNF415, whose product is annotated as zinc finger protein 415. Gene Ontology annotation, molecular function: DNA-binding transcription repressor activity, RNA polymerase II-specific. The transcript is spliced from 3 exons. Gene Ontology annotation, biological process: negative regulation of transcription by RNA polymerase II. The record is from RefSeq and is a predicted model, not a curated record. Lineage: Eukaryota; Metazoa; Chordata; Mammalia; Dermoptera; Cynocephalidae.
UUCUCUCAGGAGGAGUGGAAAUUCCUGGACCGUGCUCAGAGAGCUUUGUACAGGGAUGUGAUGUUGGAGAACUACAGGAACCUGGCCUCCCUGGCAGGAAACUCUAUUCCUGACCUGAAUAUUAUCUCCAUGUUGGAGCAAGAGAAAGAGCCCUUGACUGUGGAGAGCCAAGUGAAAAUAACAAGAAAACCAAAAGGGAGGGAAUGUGUCAAAGAUAUCUCUCCUAAAUGUGUGACCAAGGAAUUACCACCAAAAGGGGAAAGUAAUACAGGAGAACUAUUUCACACAGUGCUGUUUGAAAGACAUGAAAGCCAUGACAUCAAAGAUUUUUGCUUCAGGGAAACCCAGAAAAAUAUACAAGAGUUUGAGUGUCAGUGGAGAGAUGAUGAAAGAAAAUAUAAUGGAGUGCCUGUGACAAAAAAAGAAAAUCUUACUGGUAGAAGACAUCAACAUGAUAGGAGGGAUGCAAGAAACAAGCCCAUUAAAAAUCAGCUUGGCUUAAGCUUCCAAUCAUGUUCACCUGAGCUGCAGCUAUUUCAUGAUGAAGGGAAAACUUAUGAAUGUAAUGAAGUUCAGAACUCUAUCAACAAUGGUUUCUCAGUUUCACCACCCCAAAGAAUUCCUUCUAAUAUCAAAACCCAUAUUUCUAAUAAAUAUGGUACUGAUGUCAUCUGUUCUUCAUUACUCAACCAGAAGAAAGUACGCAAUAGGGGAAAACUUUACAAACGUGAUGAGUGUGCCAUGGCCUUCAGUCACAACUCACAACUCACUUUAUAUCAGAUAAUCCAUUCCAGAGAGAAACAAUAUAAAUGUGAUAUAUGUGGCAAGGACUUUAGCCAAAAAUCAAAUCUUGUACAUCAUCGGAGAGUUCAUACUGGAGAGAAACCAUUCAAAUGUAAUGAAUGUCACAAGGUUUUCAGUCGCAAUUCACACCUUGCAAAUCAUCGCAGAAUUCAUACUGGGGAGAAGCCUUACAAAUGUGGUGAAUGUGACAAGGUCUUCAGUCGUAAUUCAUGCCUUGCACUUCAUCGGAGAAUUCAUACUGGAGAAAAGCCUUACAGAUGUAAUGAAUGUGGUAAAGCCUUUAGUGUGCACUCAACACUUAGUAGCCAUCAGAUAAUCCAUACUGGAGAGAAACCUUAUAAAUGUAAUGAAUGUGGGAAAGCCUUCAGUGAUCGUUCAACACUCUCUAAACAUCAAGUAACCCAUACUGGAGAAAAAUCUUAUAAAUGUAAUGAAUGUGGCAAGGUUUUCAGUCAAACUUCAAGCCUGGCAAUUCAUCGAAGAAUUCAUACUGGAGAGAAACCUUAUAACUGUAAUGAAUGUGGAAAAGUCUUCAGUCAGACUUCAAGCCUUGCAAGUCAUCAGAGAAUUCAUACUGGAGAGAAACCUUACAAGUGUAGUGAGUGUGGCAAAGCCUUUAGUGUGCAUUCAAGCCUAACUACCCAUCAGAUAAUCCAUACUGGAGAAAAGCCUUACAAAUGUGAUGAGUGUGGCAAAGUCUUUAGUCAAAAUUCACACCUUGCAAGUCAUCGAGGAAUUCAUACUGGAGAAAAACCUUACAAAUGUAAUGAAUGUGGCAAGGUCUUCAGUUAUAAAUCACACCUUGCAAGUCAUAAGAGAAUUCAUACUGGAGAGAAACCUUACAAGUGUAAUGAGUGUGGCAAAGCCUUUAGUGUGCGUUCAAACCUAACUACCCAUCAGGUAAUCCACACAGGAGAGAAACCUUACAAAUGUAAUGAAUGUGGCAAAUUAUUUAGUAUGCGGCCAAACCUCACUAGACAUCAGAUAAUCCAUACAGGAGAGAAACCUUACAAAUGUAAUGAAUGUGGCAAAGUCUUCAGUCAAAGUUCAAACCUUGCAAUUCAUCAAAAAAUUCAUACUAAAGAGAAACCUUACAAAUGUAAUAAGUGUGGAAAGGUCUUCUGUCACAAUUCACUCCUCACAGAACAUUGGAGAAUUCAUUCUUGAAAGAAUCCUCAUAAGGGCUAUGAGUAUGGCAACCCCUUCAUCCUGAGUUUAAGGAUUAAUUAAUCGAGAUUAAAGAGUCCAUACUAAAGAGGAAUCAUAUAACUGUAAUUUAUGUGGCAGUCUUCAUCCACAUUUCACAACUCACUAGACAUCAAAAUAUACAUUUUUGAUGAAACCAUACAUAGUGUGCAUGCUGAGGCUGUUACCCAGGGAUCAAAAUUGUGGAAUAUCAGAGGAUUUACACAAGGGAUAACUCAGUCUCUAGUUCUCCAACAUUAACCUCUGAUAUUACAUACUUCAGAACAAUUGCAAAUCAAAAUAAGUUAAAAUUCAUGAUAUGAUACAUAUCAAAGGUACCAGGAUAUUUGGAAAUGUCCUAUUACCUUCAGGUUGUAAAAUACUAUUUUCAAUUAUUUGAGAUUUCUUGAAUAUUUAUGGCUUUUAACUGGAACUUUGAAAUUUGUUGAUAUUAGGCAUCUUUAUAGGCCUUUUAUGGUAGUCCCUGAGCAAUAGUUGGCUGAAAGGCCCUAUUUUAUUAGGUGAACAUCAUUUCUGUUGAAGAUCCUUGAAGGAGAAGGACUCUGCCUUUUAAGAUUAAAUACUGUCUGAAUUAGAGAGCAUGGAGGAGGCAUAGAGAAUAUUGUAAAGCUGUGGUGUAAGUCAUCAUGUACGUUUUUCUCACAGAAGGGCACUCACUAUGGGUUAAAGGAAAGAAAAGCUCUACAAACAAUGUGAAAUAGAGCAGGCCAAGACCUUAGGAGAUGGAUUCUUAUGGGAAGAGACUAAUAUGUUAUUAGGAACUGAUUAUGUGAUAGAAAUAAUGCAGGGAAAAUGGGGACCUCUUUCUCCAUUGAAUGGCAAUAGCUGUUACACACUAAAGAGUGAUGAAAAAUUAGUUUUACUAUUGAAAUUAAAGACAGAAAUUAUCAGGGUGGAAAGUUUAAUCAAAAGAACUGGAAUAGUGUGUUCUUGAAUAGGAUUCACAUUUAACUGCUCUUGUUAUAUUUUGCUACUGUUUUAUUGAGAAUGUAUUAAUAGAUCUCAUGUUUUAAUAAUAAAAUUUAAUUAUUUUUCAAAA